Messenger RNA from Suillus paluster, 1320 nucleotides. RefSeq names its product ribonuclease H-like protein. The record is from RefSeq and is a predicted model, not a curated record. Lineage: Eukaryota; Fungi; Basidiomycota; Agaricomycetes; Boletales; Suillaceae. The annotation marks the transcript as partial. The transcript has a single exon. Gene Ontology annotation, biological process: DNA replication, removal of RNA primer. Gene Ontology annotation, molecular function: nucleic acid binding; RNA-DNA hybrid ribonuclease activity.
CUCACCAUCUUCACUGACGGCUCCUGCACAAACAACGGGAAACAAAACGCGAAAUGCAGAGGAGGAAUCUGGAUAACAAACAAUCACCCACUAAACCGCGCGAUAAGCAUGCCCAGCACUCACCACUUCAACCAAAUAGGAGAACUUGUAGCUGUCCUCGUAGCACUACAAUCUGUAAGCCCACUAACACCUGUUAAAAUCGUAACAGACUCCAAGUAUGUAAUAAAUGGUUUAACCACUCACCUAAAUGACUGGGAAGACACUGACUGGAUAGAUGUGUCCAACGCCCCUCUAUUCAAGGCAAUAGCAUACCAACUAAGACAACGACCAACCCCUACAUCCUUCCAAUGGGUGAAAGGACAUAGUGGCAUCAAAGGAAAUGACAAGGCUGACCGCCUAGCACAAAAUGGAGCAGCGAAAACAGAAACCAACGCCAUCGACACAUACGUACCACGAAACUUUGACCUACAAGGCGCAAAACUAUCGUGUAUUACCCAAAAGUCAGCAUACAGAACACUCAUGAACGACACACACCUAGAAUACCAUAGACAAACCCUCGUCCUGCUAAGCACGACCAGAGACGCUAUUGAAACAAUAACAACCACACUCGAAACUGACGAAACAAUAUGGAGGAGCUGCAGACACAAAGACAUUGCGAAGAAAAUCCAGAUGUUCAUGUACAAAACACUAAACAACGCUUUCAGAAUAGGUGAAUUCUGGCUACAAAUACCCACCUUCGAACAUAGAGCUAGAUGUAGCACCUGCGGAGAAACUUCGGAAUCAAUGGAUCACAUCCUCACACAAUGCAACAACCCAACACAAAAGAAAAUAUGGAGCCUAGCCAAAACAAUAUGGCCCAGGAAGCACAGACACUGGCCAGACCCCACAAUAGGACUAAUCCUAGGAUGCGGUGCGCUAUCCCUCCCACAGCCCCCUCGAAAUCGCGACAAAGAAAACCAAACAACCCAGAAAUACAUCAAAGGAGCAUCUCACCUCCUCAGAAUCCUAAUAUCUGAGUCGGCCUAUCUUAUAUGGACGCUAAGGUGUGAAAGAACUAUCAAAGAACAAACACAUACCGAAGACAACAUCACAAGUAGAUGGUUAAACACCAUUAACCGACGCCUACAGUUAGAUCGCGCGAUAGCAGCUCGAACAAAAAGAUCAUCUAAGACCACUGCACAAGUCCUCCAAACUUGGGCCGACAUAAUCGAGAUAAACAACAACAAAACAAACCAUAAUAAUAACGAUUGGGUAACCAACCUAGAGGUUUUAGUGGGUAUCAAACUACCCAGGCCCUCGCAGACCGAGGCCACCAGGUAG